Messenger RNA from Passer domesticus (house sparrow), 1566 nucleotides. RefSeq names its product lysosomal acid glucosylceramidase-like. The record is from RefSeq and is a predicted model, not a curated record. Gene Ontology annotation, biological process: glucosylceramide catabolic process. NCBI's taxonomy places the organism in Eukaryota, Metazoa, Chordata, Aves, Passeriformes, Passeridae. The coding region runs from base 1 to 1566 and encodes 521 amino acids. The transcript is spliced from 10 exons. Gene Ontology annotation, molecular function: glucosylceramidase activity.
AUGGGGGCUGUCGGCAUCCUGGGCUGGCUGCUGCUGCUGCUGCUGCCGGUGCCGCAGGUGGCAGGCGCCCGACCCUGCAUCCCCAAGGAUUUUGGGCACGGCUCGCUGGUCUGUGUCUGCAAUGCCACCUACUGCGACACGCUGGACCCCGUGGUGGUGCCAGCCCCCGGCUCCUACGCCAAGUACGAGAGCAGCAAGGCCGGCAAGAGGCUGGAGAGGAGCGAGGGGAAAUUCCAGAGCAGCCUGAGCACCCGAGGGCUGCUGCUGACGCUCAACAUCUCCGCGCUGCACCAGCACGUGAAGGGCUUCGGAGGGUCCCUCUCCGAUGCUGCUGCCAUGAACAUCCUGAAGCUGUCCCAGGCAGCCCAGGACAACCUGCUGCGCUCCUACUUCUCCCAGAGCGGGAUCGAGUACAACCUCAUCCGGGUCCCCAUGGCUUGCAGCGACUUCUCCGUGCGCCCCUACAGCUACGACGAUGUCCCCAACGACCACGAGCUGAAGCACUUCAGGCUGGCGGACGAGGACGUGAAGAUGAAGAUUCCCCUCCUGCGCCGGGCUCUGGCCAUGAGCAAGCGGCCGCUGCUGCUGUUUGCCAGCCCCUGGACCGCCCCAGCCUGGAUGAAGAGUAACGGGGACGUCCGUGGCAAGGGGACGCUGAAGGGGAAGGCAGGGGACAAGUACCACAAGACCUGGGCCAACUACUUCAUCAAGUUCCUGGAUGAAUAUGCAAAACGCAACGUGACCUUCUGGGCGGUGACGGCACAGAACGAGCCGCUGGCGGGGCUCUUGACGCCCCCCCAGGCCCCCACCAUCGCCUUCACGGCCGCGCAGCAGCGGGAUUUCAUCGCCCGGGACCUGGGCCCCGCGCUGGCCCGCAGCGCCCACCGCACACGGCUGCUGAUGCUCGACGACCAGCGCAUCCACCUCCCGCACUGGGCCAAAGUGGUCCUGGGAAAUGCCACGGCUGCUCGCUACGUGGCUGGCCUGGCCGUGCACUGGUACCUGGAUGCCAUUGUCCCACCUGGCUGCAGCCUGGAGGCCACCCACAAGCUCUUCCCCGACCAUUUCCUCCUCUACACGGAGGCCUGCACUGGCUUCUUCACCUUCCGCUUCGCCGUGUCCCUGGGCUGCUGGGAGCGGGGAGACCACUACAGCUACAGCAUCCUGACGGUCAUGAACCACUUUGUGUCUGGCUGGACCGACUGGAACCUGGCCCUGGACCUUCAGGGAGGCCCCAACUGGGUCAAGAACUUUGUGGACAGCCCCGUCAUCGUGGACGGCAGCAAGGAUGUCUUCUACAAGCAGCCCAUGUUCUACCACAUGGGGCACUUCAGCAAGUUCAUCCCCGAGGGCUCCCGGCGGGUGGGGCUGCACAGCAGCGGCCGCUGCCUCCUCUGCCAGCUGGAGCAUGUGGCCGUCCUGCGCCCCGACGGCGCCCUUGUCCUGGUGGUCCUCAACAGGUUUGGCCGGGAUGUGCCCUUUGGGAUCCAGGACCCCGCCAUGGGGUUCAUCGAGGCUGUGGCUCCAGCUCACUCCAUCCAGACCUACCUGUGGCGCCAGCAGUGA